CUCUGUCUUCCAAUCGUUACUACGUCAUUCGCCGCCAAGGAACUCAUAAAGGUGAAGCGAGCGCUAGUUCAACAGAAGAUGACAUGGGGACAUGCUGUUGCUGCACUUACAUUAAAGACGUCAAAUCCAGACCCUUAGACCCUUCAGACGUCCUUCAACAAGUUGAGAUCAUCCAAAAGAAUCCUCGUGGAAGAUUCACAGCAGAAUCUGUGGCCGAAAAUGGCUUUCCUCCUACAUUCUUGAGAAGGAAAUGGAACCUCUACAUGGAGACGCCCCGCCAUUACCAGCUACACGAAGCCCCUGGCCUCAAUUCCUCCCUCAGAUCUCAGCUUCCCGACCUCAAAAUCUUGUCCAAAACAGUUGUUGUGGGAAAAUGGUAUUGCCCUUUUAUGUUUGUCAAAGAAUUAGGUGGAUUAAAACUCAAGCAGCAGAUGAAAAAUUCCAUGUUUUAUGAGAUGACACUUGAGCAGAGAUGGGACAAGGUUUUCGAAUGUGACAACGUUGGAAACAGCAUGAAAAUGGUGAGUGUUGAUGUGUUUGUUAACAAAGAAGAGGCUUGUGUUAAUGGAAAAGAAGCUAUAUGCGAGUGGGGUAAUGUUGAUGAUGGAGUUAUCUGGUUUAGAAGCUCAACAGAGGGUGAUAAGGGAGAAGAACAAUCAGGAAGGUUAUUGGGGUUGAGCAAAUUGAUAAUGGAUAGAAUAAAGUGGGAAGAGCAGAGAGUUGGGUUCAGUGUGGAUGAGAUUAAAGGGCAAGUGAAAGUGAAGAGAACAGAGAAGUUUGAUGGAAAUGAGUGGAGCAAAUUUAGCUGUUAUGUUUUGGUUGAGAGGUUUGUGUUGAAGCGGGUAGACGGCACCGUUUUGUUGACACUUGAUUUUAAGCACACCAGCCAAAUUAGGUGCAAAUGGGAAUGAGCAAUAUUUGGGACGCUCACUUCAAAAUGAUGAAGAGUUUUAAUAAAUAAACUUUCAAUUUGUUUGAUUUAUUGUACGCGCGCAAUUUGUUUAAUUUAAUUAUACUGUUCUUAGACUAAGCUCGUAUAACUAACUAUUAAUUGA
Molecule: messenger RNA, 1055 nt
Organism: Cannabis sativa
Lineage: Eukaryota; Viridiplantae; Streptophyta; Magnoliopsida; Rosales; Cannabaceae
Exons: 3
Coding region: 84-911 (275 amino acids)
Source: RefSeq, a predicted model, not a curated record